AUGAUUGUGACUCAACAUGCAACCAAGUUUGAGGAGCUGGUGAGGUACUUUCCCCAUUAUCAAGGGAGAGAUGGUGAAAGUUCCAAAUGUGUGAAGUUUCUAAACGGCUUGCAACCUGAAGUGAAGCAAGCUGUGAAUUACCAAGGUGUUCGUCAGUUUCCACUCUUGGUUAACAUGUGCCGAAUUUGGGAUGAAGAUUCUCAAGAUAGGGCGAGCUAUUAUAGGAGUAUAGGUCCAAUGAAGAACAAAAAGAAUGAACCUCAACAUCGGGGGAAACCGUACUUGACCCCUCCUAAGCAAUAUGGUAACCGCCCCAACAAUAAAAGGAUUAUUGCUACGAGGUUUGCGGGUGAUAGUGGUAGCAAACCCAAUACAUUCCCCACUCAGAUCACUUGUUACAGAUGUGGUAAGCCAGGGCACAUCUCCUCAAAUUGUCCUGAUAAAGGAAUAACAUGUUUUAAUUGUAGACAAAGGGGGCAUAUUCAGAAAGAUUGUCCAUAUCCCAAGAAGGAGUAG
Molecule: messenger RNA, 516 nt
Organism: Glycine soja
Lineage: Eukaryota; Viridiplantae; Streptophyta; Magnoliopsida; Fabales; Fabaceae
Exons: 1
Coding region: 1-516 (171 amino acids)
Biological process (GO): positive regulation of cytoplasmic translation
Cellular component (GO): cytoplasm
Molecular function (GO): mRNA binding; single-stranded RNA binding; translation regulator activity
Source: RefSeq, a predicted model, not a curated record